CUCCCGGGUUGCGGCUGCUGCAACGGUGGCGGCGGCGGUGGCAGCAGCAGUGGGAGCAGUCUGGAGGCCGGCGUCGAGGAUUUGCUGCUGUCUCUGCUGCUCCAUCCUUCCCACAGAGGCCCUCUCCCCUCUCCCAUCUCAAGAUGGCAGCCAGCAGCUCUGAGGUCUCUAAGAUGAAAGGGAUAGAGGAGGGUCCCCAGACUCAGGGAGAAGGGCCUGGCCAUUCUGAAGCCGGAAUUGGCCCUCUCCAGGUCCCAGCUGGGGUCUCAGAUGAGCCAGAGGCCCUACAGCCAGGCCCAGACAUCACUGGGGCCCCUGUGGACUCAGAGCUCAAGGCUGGGCUGGUUCCAGAAACCACAGAGACGCCAACUGGGGCCCCAGAAACAGCCCAGGCCAGAGACCUCAGCUCAAGCCCAGGAGGGGAAUCAAAGGCCCACUCCAGCCUGGAAGAAGCAUGCCAAGAGCCAGCAUCCAAACCCGAAGUGAGCAAAGAGGCCACUGCAGACCAGGGGUCUGACCUGGAAUCUGCAGUCCCACUUGAGCCAGCCUCAGAGCCCACUCUCCAGCUGGACCCCCAGUCAGACCCUCAGCCAGACCCCCAGCCAGGUUCCCAGCCCACCCCCAAGCCAGCUCUUCAGCCAGAGCCCUCUACCCAGGAGGACCCCACUCCUGAGGUCCUAACUGUGGGGGAAAAGCAGGAGAAUGGGGCAGUGGUUCCCCUGCAGGCUGGCAAUGGUGAAGAGGGCCCAGCCGCCCAGCCUCACUCACCACUCUCAACAAAACCCCCCCCAGCCAAUGGGGCUCCCCCCCGCGUGCUGCAGCAGCUAGUUGAGGAGGAACGACUAGGAAAGGCUCACAGUGGUCAUCCAGGAUCUCCUCGAGGUAGCCUGAGCCGCCACCCCAGCUCCCAGCUGGCAGGGUCUGGGGUGGAGGGGGGUGAAGGCACUCAGAAACCUCGGGACUACAUCAUCCUCGCCAUCCUGUCCUGCUUCUGCCCCAUGUGGCCUGUCAACAUCGUGGCCUUCGCUUAUGCCGUCAUGUCCCGGAACAGCCUGCAGCAGGGGGACGUGGAUGGGGCCCAGCGCCUGGGCCGCGUGGCCAAGCUCUUAAGCAUCGUGGCACUGGUAGGGGGGGUCCUCAUCAUCAUCGCCUCCUGCGUCAUCAACUUAGGCGGUGAGUGGGGGUCUGGGACAGGCUGGGAGGAAUGGCAGGGUUGGUAAGGGCAGCUCUACUAACCCCUGCCCCUGCUCUCUCCUGUCUGUUCUCCCUACUUCUCCUUUGUCUCUCCUUGUCUCUCCCUCCCCUCCAUUGUUUCUGCCUUUCCCUCCCUUUCCUCUCCCACAGUGUAUAAGUGAGGGGCUCUGCCCUGCAUUCCAAGACUUUUCCUCCUGUUGGGAGCUGCCUUGGGCCCAUCCUCCCCUGGGGGGAGCCCAGUCGAUGGCCCAGACCCGCACCCAUAGGGACCAAGGGAGCCUGAGCGGCCUUGUUUACAGCUUCCUUCCUGCUCCUGCAUCCUGCCAGGCUCCUCUGCCAACCGUAGGCUUCCCUUCUCCCUGCACUGUUUCCAACCUUCUUGCACUUCUGCCUGCAUCCCCUCCAGCCUCUCGGUCUCCCUAUCCCUGCACUUCAGGAAACCUCCCUGCACUUCUGGAAACCUCCCUGAACAUCUCCCAGACUCUUUGCUCUCAGCCUCCCUGCAUCUCUCCCAUCCUUCCUGCACUUCUCCCAACCUCCCAAAUCCCCUGCACCUCAACCCUGGUCUCCCCUCCCAACUUUCAUUGUCUUGGCAUCUUCCCCCAUUCCUUUCUUCCUUCAUCAUCUCCCCUUCCCUCUCCACACCCUCCGCCCCCUUCCUCUUCCUGCCUCCUCAUCCCGCCUCAGCAUCCUUUCCUCCCCUCAGGAUCCUCUCCUCCACCCUCCUGCCACAAAGACUCCAGCACUUAGAUCAGGCUGGGGGAGGGGAGCGGUGCCGGGAAAGGGCUCCCUAGCCCCAGGCUCCGACUGUUCUCUGCUCGGACCACCCAGGCCCAGACGCCGCCAGGUGCGGGUCCCAGAGCUGGCAAGCCAGGCCUCAGUUUGGGGACUCGUGCAGGGGUGGCGAGCACUGUUCCGACCACGCACCUGGGAGAAGGGAGAGGCGCGGCUGUUGACCCUCCCAGGGCAGCCUGAGUUGACCUGUCUGACCUAGGCUUUUUAACCCAGUUAGCGAGUUCCUUAAAGGCGUUGGGGCUAGGGUUAUUCACGUGCUUUGUAACGAAAGAACUCCAAAAAUAGGACCAAAGCUCCCAGCUGCAGGGAGCGAGGGAGGGGCGGGGAGCUCUAUAAUUAUUUUCUGAGAGGACAAGGGAGGUUUGUUGCACGCGACAGCCCACUGAGGAGGCAGGGACCCAGCGACGACGCGGUUCGGAGUUGGCGGGUUUUUUGUUUUCUAAAAAAAGUAUGGGAAAAAAACCUAAAAGUCUAAAAAAAAGGAUACAUCAAACUGAUUCUCCCUUUUUGUAUGCCGGAUGCUGCAUGAGUCUGAAACACUAAUAAACGGAGACUGCAUGAGA
Molecule: messenger RNA, 2552 nt
Organism: Diceros bicornis minor
Lineage: Eukaryota; Metazoa; Chordata; Mammalia; Perissodactyla; Rhinocerotidae
Gene: PRRT2
Product: proline rich transmembrane protein 2
Exons: 3
Coding region: 144-1220 (358 amino acids)
Cellular component (GO): membrane
Source: RefSeq, a predicted model, not a curated record